GACUACCUAAUAAUAAAGUAGGUAAGUCACUUCUCUGUGUCUCAGGCUCCACAUUCGUGGAGUUAGAGAAAUGUUCCCUAAAGACCAUGCAAGGGCUCUGGAAAGAAAAUGAGCUAAGGAGGGGUUUUUUCAAAAGUUAUACAAAUAAAUGGUUUUUGUUCCAAUGUAUGCAAAGGUGGUUAAAAUAGCUUCAAAAAAUUUAAAAUAGUUUGCCAGGGAAGUAGAAGAAUUAAGAGGUAUGGCAAAGGCAAAGAUGGAAUGUUUCCAUGUAAGAAUGGGGACAGUAAAAAGAUUGUGCUUUAAAACCAGAACUUUUGUUAGCUCUGCAUUUGUAAGAUUAAUUGGUCAUAGUUAAUCUAGUAGAUGAAAGAGUUUUUAAACACCUACCCCCAAAGUAUGCUGCGUCCUAAAACAACAACGGCAACAAAAUUAGUUGACACUUUCUCAUUUGUGGUGGGGUUUUUUUGACAAAUUUUCCUGACGUAUUAAAGGUUUUUAAAAGAUUAUAAAUUUACACUGCAUUUAUUCAUCAUGCCUGUCCUCCCAUCCAUCCAUAUCUCAAGUUUACCUCCAUCAACACAAAAUACCAAGAUGUAUGUGUCCAGUUUCACUACAGCUCCCUGCGUUUACAAGUGCCGAGAGCUUGCUUUCGGAACGCGCUUCUGAUUGGCCGAGCCGAUGCCAGUGACAUCAACCAACUUACUUUUGAUUGGAAGGCUGGUUGCUGGGACUGUAGCGUUUGCAGGAAGUCACUUAACUGUUUGCAAGCUGGAAAACCCAAGCUGAAGUUCCUUUUUGCCAUAGGAAGGAGCGCAACUGACUAGGAAAGACGUGUCCCAACACGCCUCGAGCUGGGGCGUAAGCCGGGAGGCCUGGGCCGACUGCCUGACCGAGAGGCACUCCCGGGGAUGAGAGCUGUCCCUUUCCUGCCUCCCGGCUGUUACCCUUUUAACUGUCAGCGUUCAAGGCUGUAGGGGUAGCACGAGGCAGUGAAACGGAACAGUCGGAUUGGCCGCGCGCCUCAGUUCUAGACGCACCUCUCCACGGAAGGGCCGUUCUGACUGGCAGGGGGAGAAAGUAAACAGAGUUGAAUCACCCUCCCCACUGGCCAAUUGGAGGGGGUUUGGUUUGUGACGUGAUGGGAUUCUGCGAAAUUGUUACUGAGCAAGAGAAUGCCGGAACGGUGCGGACCGGUAGGAGCUGGGGCUCAGGAGCCGUCCGUGGACUCGGGAAAAAGUGUCUCUUAGACCCGGCGCCCCGCGCGGCCCUUGCCACCCACGUCGCAGUGGUGGGGUAAACGUCCUAAGGCUUCGGCUCGACGGAAAGAGACGACAGAGGGCGUGUACCUCUUGCAGUUUCCUCUCCCAGCGCCUCGGGGGCGUUUUCAGUCGAAUAAACUUGCGACCGCCACGUGUGGCAUCUUUCCAAGGGAGACUGCUCUGAGGGGCCCGGCGCGUCCGUCGGGGAAUCGCGGCCCGCGCGGGGCAGGGGCGGCGGCGAGAGGCGGCGGCGCGGCGGAGCCCGGGGCGGUGGAUGCUGCGUGCGGAGGCGCUGCCGGUUACGUAAAGAUGAGGGGCUGAGGUCGCCUCGGCGCUCCCGCGAGUAGGAAGCGCCCCACGCCCCCGCCCCCUUGGCCGCCGCGCCGUGCCGCGCCGCGCCGCGCUUGUCGUCCGAGGCCGGGGCAGGGCUAGCCGAACCUCCGCAGCCACCGCCAAGUUUGGCCGCGCCGCCGGGGCUGCUGUCGCCCGCACCAUGUCCGCGGCCGCCUACAUGGACUUCGUGGCUGCCCAGUGUCUGGUUUCCAUUUCUAACCGCGCUGCGGUACCGGAGCAUGGGGGCGCUCCGGACGCCGAACGGCUGCGACUACCUGAGCGCGAGGUGACCAAGGAGCACGGUGACCCGGGGGACACCUGGAAGGAUUACUGCACACUGGUCACCAUCGCCAAGAGCUUGUUGGACCUGAACAAGUACCGACCCAUCCAGACCCCCUCGGUGUGCAGCGACAGUCUGGAGAGCCCAGAUGAGGAUAUGGGAUCCGACAGCGACGUGACCACCGAAUCUGGGUCGAGUCCUUCCCACAGCCCGGAGGAGAGACAGGAUCCUGGCAGCGCGCCCAGCCCGCUCUCCCUCCUCCACCCUGGAGUGGCUGCGAAGGGGAAACACGCCUCCGAAAAGAGGCACAAGUGCCCCUACAGUGGCUGUGGGAAAGUCUAUGGAAAAUCCUCCCAUCUUAAAGCCCAUUACAGAGUGCAUACAGGUGAGCGGCCCUUUCCCUGCACAUGGCCAGACUGCCUUAAAAAGUUCUCCCGCUCAGAUGAGCUGACGCGCCACUACCGGACCCACACGGGGGAGAAGCAGUUCCGCUGCCCACUCUGCGAGAAGCGCUUCAUGCGGAGCGACCACCUCACCAAGCACGCCCGGCGUCACACCGAGUUCCACCCCAGUAUGAUCAAGCGGUCGAAAAAGGCGCUGGCCAGCCCUUUGUGAGGUGCUAGCCGGGGGAGCCAGGGAGGGAUGGACCCGGACAGGACAAAACUACUCCCAGGAAACAGACGGACACGUGGAAAGGACGCCCAGAAGAGGCACGCUGACAGCACAGGAGGUCACUGCUCUUUGGUCAAUAUUCUGAUUUUCCUCUCUCCACAUUGUUUUUAAAAAAGCACAUUGUAGCCUACGAUCAAAGUCAACACUUGGUCCCCUUGCAGAGGCAACUCUCUGAACCCGUCUCUGACUGUCGGAGGAAGGCAAAAUGCCUUGGGGUUUUUCUUCCUUUUUUUUUUUUUCAGGGGUGGGUGGCGGGUGGGGGGAGAGGGGGAAAAGGCCACGACUGGGUAGAAUUUUAAAGCUCCAACACUGGUGUACAUACGUCCGACAGGGUGAGUCGACCUGUGGCCUCACGCAGUGAUUCUGGGCCCUUUCUGCUUGCUGUCUCUCAGAAUUGUUUUCUUACCUUUUAAUGUAAUGACGAGUGUGCUUCAGUUUGUUUAGCAAAACCACUCUCUUGAAUCACGUUAACUUUUGAGAUUAAAAAAGAAAAAACCGCCAUAGCACAGCUGUCUUUAUGCAAGAGCACAUUACUCCAGCAUGAUCUGUCAUCUAAAGACUUAAAGUUACUUAUAGUCAAUGGGUAAGCAGAGUCUGAAUUUAUACUAAUCAAGACAAACCUUUGAAAGGUUACACUAAUAAGUACAGAACUUUUAAACCUUGCUUUGUAUGAACUGUCCUUGUUGAACAUAAACUGCACUUUUAUUUUCUAACGCAGAGGAUGAAUAAGUUAAAUACAUGCUUUGAGGAUAGAAGCAGACACUCUGUCUGGCUCCAGAUUAUAAUCUGCUUAUUUUAUAAUAUCCACGUUUCCCUAAGACGUCACGGCAGAGAUGUGAGGGCAGAAUCUACACAACAGAUGCUGAAGGAGAAGGAGUGUUUAAAUAAUAAUAAUAAUAAUGAUAAAAAGAACCAAUGGAAUUUUAACUCUAUUAACUUUUCCAAAUUUUCCUAUCCAUUUAGUUAACAUCAUCUUCUUGUACCAUAAUGUCACCACUGAAGGAAAGGGCUUUUGACAUUGUUAGGUUUCAUUCGAAUGGGUGCCUAACAGUGACUAAAUCCGGAAACACCUAUUUUUUUGGGGAAAAAGGUGGGUCUCCUUCCCAUGUUCCUACAAAACUCCCACUAUCAGGUGCAAGAGUUAUGUAGAAGGGAGCUGAAAUAGGAAAAGAAAAAUAGACCCCUGUAAGGAGCGAGUAUCAAGGGAAAAUGCCACGGUAACUGCAAAGGGGACUCCUCAGAAUAGUCCCUUUUGGAGAACGUAUGGAACACGAUGAAUGAAAUCACAUCGCUGUACCUUUUAUGUCAGUAUCCUCACCACUACAUAUCUUGUAUCUAGGUGUCUACAAUGGCUGAAACCACUACAUCCAUAAUAGGCCAUUUAUCUGAAAACUUAAUUUUGGUCUUUAAGUGGCCAGAAAACUGAACUGAGUUUUCAUAGUUAAGAAAAAAAAAUAAACCUCAAAGGAGGGGAGUCAGCAGUGAUCAUGGGGGAAAUGUUUACAUUUUUUUUUCCAGAAGUAACGCUUUCUGACGAUUUUAUCCGAUAUUUAAAACAUGGAGCUAUGGUGCCCUCUAGUUUAUAUAUGUGCUGUAAAAUGUGUUGUGUAAACAUAGGGUGCCUAUCUAUUUCACCUGACACACUCAUUUCCGAUUCAGAAUGAGCGUGGGCUCCUGCAGUGGGCACGGGUCACAGCUGACUCCGACUUCCAAUACAACAGCCAUCACUAGCACGGUGUUUUUUUCUUUUGUUUGUUUAACCAACAUAGUUGUAUUAGUAGUUCUAUAAAGAGAACUGCUUUUAACAUUAGGGACUGGGAGCAGUCCAUGGGAUAAAAAGGAAAGUGUUUUCUCACGAGAAAACAUGUCAGGAAAAAUAAAGAACACUUUCUACCUCUGUUUCAGAUUUUUGAAACGCUUAUUUUAAACCAAAUUUUAAUUUCUGUGUCCAAAAUAAGUUUUAAGGACAUCUGUUCUUCCAUACGAAAUAGGUUAGGCUGCCUGUUUCUUCCUGAGCUCAUGGAACGGUUCUGUUUGUGAUACUCUGCACGCUGCCUUUUGGUGAGUGAGGAGUUUGGGUUGCCUAGCAACUUUCUAACUUGGAAAAACUCAUCCUUCCCUCACAGAGAGAAACGAAGGAAAACACAGCAAAGUUAGUGAAAGACAAUCUUUAUAGUUUCAGGAGUAAAUCUAUAUGUGGCUUUUUGUCGAGCACUUAGAUGGAUGUGAACGCAGCAACUUGUUUAAAAAAACGAUGCACAAUUUACUUCCCAAAAAAGUUGCUACUUGCCUUUUCAAGUUGUUGACAAAUACACAUUUGAUAUUCUCUCUUAUAUGUUAUAGUAAUGUAACGUAUAAACUCAAGGCUUUUUAUUCUUUGUGAUAAAUCCUGUUUUAAAACGUCACAAAACAGGAACCAGCAUUCUAAUUAGAUUUACUCUAUCAAGAUAUGGUUCAACUAGGACUACUAGAGUUCAUUGAACACUAAAACUAUGAAGCAAUUACUUUUUAUAUUAAAAAGACCAUGGAUUUAACUUGUGAAAAUCCAAAUGCAGGAUAGUAAUUUUUGUUUACUUUUUUAACCAAACUGAAUUUUUGAAAGACUAUUGCAGGUGUUUAAAAAGAAAGAGAAGUUGUUUUAUCUAAUAUUGUAAGUAGUUGUCAUAUUCUGGAAAAUUUAAUAGUUUUAGAGUUAAGAUAUCUCCUCUCCUUGGUUAGGGAAGCAGAAAGCCCUUCACCAUUGUGGAAUGAUGCCCUGGCUUUAAGGUCUAGCUCUCCAUCAUGCUUCUUUUGAGAAUUCUAUUUGGUAGUUAUAAUUACAGAAACUGAUUAGUUUGUCAGUUUGCAGAUAGAUUUAGCACAGUACUCAUCACUCUGGAUAGAUUGAGAUGUUCUUUCACAACAGAUGAAUGAUCUGUAACACUGUAAGAUACUGAUCUUUACAACUGUUUAAUCAGUUUUAUUUUUGUACAGUAUUAGUGACCUAAGUUAUUUUGCUGUCCUGUUUUUGUAAAUCAAAUGAAAUUAUAAAAGAGGAUUCAGACAGUAGGUAUUUUGUACAUAUGUAUAUAUGUUGUCCAAAUAAAAAUAAUAAAUGAUAAAGAUUGAA
Messenger RNA from Otolemur garnettii (small-eared galago), 5653 nucleotides. It is a transcript of the gene KLF9, whose product is annotated as Kruppel like factor 9. Gene Ontology annotation, biological process: regulation of transcription by RNA polymerase II. The record is from RefSeq and is a predicted model, not a curated record. Lineage: Eukaryota; Metazoa; Chordata; Mammalia; Primates; Galagidae. The transcript is spliced from 2 exons. Bases 1753 to 2487 code for a protein of 244 amino acids. Gene Ontology annotation, molecular function: RNA polymerase II cis-regulatory region sequence-specific DNA binding; DNA-binding transcription factor activity, RNA polymerase II-specific.